UGCAGCCACCAGGGCUCCGACAACUGCACCUACAGGAACUUCAGCAGCGCGGCGCAGGCGGUGACCGAGUGGUACAUCCUGCAGUCCACCAGCAUCCUCUCCAGGGUGCCGCUGCAGGAGAGGAUCAGGAUGGGCUACCAGGCAGAGGACAUGAUCCUGGCGUGUCUCUACGGGGCUGAGCCCUGCAACUACAAGAAUUUCACCCAGAUCUAUCACCCAGACCAUGGUAACUGCUACAUCUUUAACUGGGGCAUGGAUGAGGAGGCUUUGAAUUCUUCAAACCCCGGAGCCGAGUUCGGGCUGAAGUUAAUCCUGGACAUCAGCCAGCAGGACUACAUCCCCUACCUGUCCUCUGCGGCCGGGGCCAGGCUCAUGCUGCACCAACAGAAGAGCUUCCCCUUCCUGAAGGACCAGGGCAUCUACGCCAUGGCCGGGACAGAAACCUCCAUCGGGGUGCUGGUGGAUGAGCUGGAGCGGAUGGGCUAUCCCUACAGUGACUGCACCAACAACGGCUCUGACGUCCCCAUCAGAAACCUCUACAGCCAGUACAAUACCUCCUAUUCCAUACAGGCUUGCCUGCGCUCCUGUUUCCAAAAUCACAUGAUUGAGAUCUGUGGAUGUGGUCACUAUAUGUUUCCUUUACCUGAAGGGGUCAAUUACUGCAACAACGAAGAUAACCCUGGCUGGG
Merops nubicus (carmine bee-eater) is the source of this 688-nucleotide messenger RNA. Its product is annotated as amiloride-sensitive sodium channel subunit beta-like. The record is from RefSeq and is a predicted model, not a curated record. The annotation marks the transcript as partial. Gene Ontology annotation, molecular function: ligand-gated sodium channel activity. Gene Ontology annotation, cellular component: membrane. The transcript has 5 exons. Lineage: Eukaryota; Metazoa; Chordata; Aves; Coraciiformes; Meropidae. Gene Ontology annotation, biological process: sodium ion transmembrane transport.